AAAAGAUCACGAUAUAUAAUAAUGGCGCUAUACCAUCUGCUGAAUUUGGCGGCACCAAAGUCGCACCUCAACUCCUCGCUCCGCUUACCACCUUAUUCUUUCUUCCUAGAAUCUAGUAGACAUCCUCAAUCUCUUUGCAUACAGCUUUCCCUCAGACCAAAUCCUUUCCUCUCACUACUCUUUUCUCUACUGGGUCCACGAGAUUUUUGCAGAAGCCAAGAACAACAAUCGAAAUGGAGGAUUCUGAAAAUUUAUUGCCCAGCCUUCUGUGUAGAGAAGAUGAGUCCUGUUUGAACGAGCAGUACCAUCACAAAGAUGAAAACUUGGGUUUCUGUUUUGUUUCUGAGUCUGAUUCUGAGUAUAUUGAGAUGUUGAUCCAGAAGGAGGCCGUCUUUCAAUCAAUUGCCGAUAAUCCUUCAGAGAAGAGUGAAAGAAGCUGGUUGAAAUGCGCACGUGGGGACGCCGUCAAAUGGAUUCUUGAAACGAGGGCUCUCUUUGGAUUUCACUUUCGUACAGCAUAUCUGUCGCUGAUUUACUUUGAUCGGUUCUUCUCAACAAGGUCGAUUGAUAACGGGAAGUUGUGGGCUAUUCGAUUACUAUCAGUGGCGUGUUUAUCUUUGGCUGCAAAAAUGGAGGAAUGUGAAGUGCCUGCGUUGUCCGAAUAUCAUGUAGAGGAAUACAAUUUUGAAGGAAAUGUGAUCCAGAGGAUGGAAUUACUGGUCUUGAAUACUUUGGAAUGGAAAAUGAGCUGUGCCACUCCUUUUGCAUAUCUGAACUAUUUCACCGCGAAGUUCUGUGGGGAAUUUAGGCAUAAAGAACUGGUAACACGAGCAGUCGAGUUAAUCUUGGCAGUAAUGGAAGAGAUUAAUGUGGUGGAACAUCGGCCAUCCAUUAUUGCAGCAGCAGCAGUCUUGGCAGCUUAUGAUUAUCAGUUAACGAGAAAACGACUGGAGAUUAAGAUGAAUGCAGUCCCAUCAUGGGGGUCCCUGGAAAAAGAGCAUGCAUUGUCCUGUUAUGGUCUGUUGAAAUCCAAGACGGCGAGAUUGAUUAUUUACCCUGAUUCACUGUCCACUCGAUCAAGCUUGAUUGACGUUCUUGACGAUUCAACGAUCACAUCCAGUGUUGGCAAGAAAAGAAGACUAUCCUAUAUUGAUGGUGAUCAGCAUUGCCCUUUGCCCAAGAUUCAUAAAUCAUAAUAAGUGCGAGUAUGGUCCUUUAUGAAGAAGAUUAAUCGGUAGUUCUCAAGGCACAACUGGCGACAUUUCGAACUUUGCAGAUAAUAUUGGAUUAAAUUCUCUAAUGGAAGUUAAGCACCAAAGACAUGUUAUGCUUGAUAAGGGGCUCAGCAAAAGCCUAAGGCGGUGACAACCAGGCAAAUAGUGAAAGGUGGGAGGUGCAUAAAUAAAGAAAAGCAUAGCUUUAGCUUACAAGUGAUGAGUGAGAAGCUGACUAAAGUAGAAAAGCUAGUUGGUGAUUGUGUGAGAGCCAAUACACUCCAUUAAAGCCUGUGGGAUUCUCAUUUGUAGUAGUGUUUGGCUCUGUGAAUGCUGCUGCUUGUAGCUUUUUCCUGAAAUUGUUGUUUAUUCACAACAUCCUUCAUUCUUUUGCUUUGAGCUGUUGUGUAUCCCUGAUGGAGAGACUCUUGAGAUGCUUUCUGUGUUUCAAAAAGCUAAAAAGCUGUGGAUGGGGAAUGAGGAAUGAGAAAUUGUUUUUGUUUGAUGUGA
Messenger RNA from Sesamum indicum (sesame), 1724 nucleotides. Its product is annotated as cyclin-D5-1. NCBI's taxonomy places the organism in Eukaryota, Viridiplantae, Streptophyta, Magnoliopsida, Lamiales, Pedaliaceae. The record is from RefSeq and is a predicted model, not a curated record.